This is a messenger RNA of Rhizophagus irregularis DAOM 181602=DAOM 197198, 546 nucleotides long. The record is from RefSeq and is a predicted model, not a curated record. NCBI's taxonomy places the organism in Eukaryota, Fungi, Glomeromycota, Glomeromycetes, Glomerales, Glomeraceae.
GGCAUGGUGAGCUCAACGGCUGAGGUGAUGCAAAAUUAUAAUUAUCAAUCCCUCUGAAACUAUUUCGGAAUUUCAAGUAUGUGAAAUGCUCUAAGACGGAUUUGAUAAUUAAUUCUGGAUCGGGUCUGGCUUCGAAGGUGAUAGGCCCUUUUUCUUCACAUUGCUCAGAAGAAGAUAAAUAGGAUACUUUGUUUUCUGGCUUCGAAUUUAUGACUUCCGAUGCAUGUACUUCUGAUAAUUGCCAUGGCUCAUGCCCAGUUUCUUUUUUAUAUUUUUUGUAUAAGCUGGACCGAAUCUUAUCCGUCAAAAUGCUUGGUAACCCAGUUAAUUUGGCAUGCCAAAUCCAGGUAUUCGGGAGUUAAUAUUUUAUCGGACUUGGUCAUGUUGCCUUUUUUUAUAAUUGCAAAUCAAUCUAAUUAGGUAAUAGUUGACAUGUGUAAAAAAAUAUCACAAUAAAUAAGUUGGCAAAUGUAGUCACAAAGUGACCUGACUAUGCAACCAUCUCAAUUUCGCGCUGUUCACAUUUAAUAAAAUAAGAUCCAGCUU